CGCGUGGCUCUCCCUCCGCUCUCCCGCCCCCGGCCGGGCUAAACCGAAGGGAACCAAACCCCUCCCCUGCCUGCAGCAAGUGGCAGCGGGAGAAGGGCGGUGGCGGCGGCGCCAUCACGUGAGGGCCCCGACUGGCGCUCGGCUCCCCGCGCAGCCUCCUCCCCGCCGACCCCAGGUCCCCCGUCCCGAGACCCCGACGCCGCCUCGCCACCCUCGCCCGGCGCUCCCAUGCCCAGCAACGAGGCGGUGCCGCUGGGGCUGGGCGCCUGCCGUAGGUCGGGGGCACUGACCGGGAUGCUGGCGCUGGUGGCGCGGCUGCUGGAGUGGCUUCGCUCGCUGUUCUGGAAGGAGGAGAUGGAGCUCACCCUCGUGGGGCUGCAGUACUCGGGCAAGACCACGCUGCUCACCGUGCUGGCGUCAGGGCAGUUCACAGAAGAUAUGAUUCCUACAGUAGGGUUCAAUAUGAGGAAAAUAACAAAAGGAAAUGUUACCAUAAAGGUGUGGGACAUUGGAGGGCAGCCAAGAUUUCGAAGCAUGUGGGAACGUUAUUGCAGAGGAGUCAAUGCAGUUGUUUACAUGGUGGAUGCAGCAGACUUAGAAAAAGUAGAAGCUUCAAAGAAUGAGCUACACAGUUUGAUAGAUAAACCACAAUUGCAUGGAAUUCCAGUGUUAGUCCUUGGAAAUAAAAGAGACCUCCCAGGAGCACUGGAUGAAAAGCAGUUAAUUGAGAAAUUACAUAACAUUACAAUGGCUUAUUCAGCACUCCAAAUCAAGACACUGUUGAAGAAAACUUUUGCUGAAGAUAACUCUUUCCCAAUCACUUUGACUCCUAUCAUCUAUAAACAAGCAAAAGAUAAAGAAUGCAACUGCAUACUACCAGGACUCACUUUGAUUGUAUUUGUUAACAGAAGUAAAACUGAGUUACAGCCUCUCUCACUAUCUUGAUUCUUUUUUUAAAAAUCCAGGUACUGUCUGCCUAGGUGAAUUUCCUGGAUGCCUUAAUCCAAGACUGAAAGAAAUCAAUACUUUUUUUGGUUCAACUGUUUAAGUUUAUGCAUGUGAAUUGUCAAAUACUUAGUAAUUUUUAUUCUAAUUUGAAACUGAAUAAAAUGCACGGUGGAAACAGA
Molecule: messenger RNA, 1127 nt
Organism: Calypte anna (Anna's hummingbird)
Lineage: Eukaryota; Metazoa; Chordata; Aves; Apodiformes; Trochilidae
Product: ADP-ribosylation factor-like protein 8B
Exons: 6
Coding region: 229-945 (238 amino acids)
Biological process (GO): anterograde axonal transport; protein transport
Cellular component (GO): lysosomal membrane
Molecular function (GO): GTP binding; GTPase activity
Source: RefSeq, a predicted model, not a curated record